Messenger RNA from Otolemur garnettii (small-eared galago), 1266 nucleotides. RefSeq names its product cadherin-23-like. Gene Ontology annotation, cellular component: plasma membrane. Gene Ontology annotation, biological process: homophilic cell-cell adhesion. Gene Ontology annotation, molecular function: calcium ion binding. The record is from RefSeq and is a predicted model, not a curated record. The transcript is spliced from 8 exons. NCBI's taxonomy places the organism in Eukaryota, Metazoa, Chordata, Mammalia, Primates, Galagidae. The coding region runs from base 1 to 1266 and encodes 421 amino acids.
AUGAAGGCGAGUUUGGGCGCGUUUGGUACCGCAUUCUCCAUGGUGAUUGUGUACGUAGAGGAUGUCAACGAUGAGGCCCCCGUGUUCACACAGCAGCAGUACAGCCGUCUGGGACUUCGAGAGACUGCAGGUGUUGGCACGUCAGUCAUCGUCGUUCGAGCUACCGACCGAGACACUGGGGAUGGCGGCCUGGUGAACUACCGCAUCCUGUCGGGUGCUGAGGGGAAGUUCGAGAUUGAUGAGAGCACCGGGCUUAUCAUCACCGUGGACUACCUGGAUUACGAGACCAAGACCAGCUACUUAAUGAACGUGUCUGCCACUGACCAGGCCCCCCCCUUCAACCAGGGCUUCUGCAGCGUCUACAUCACCCUGCUCAAUGAGCUAGACGAGCUUCAAGGGGAAGUUAUGCCAGGCAGAGGAAGUGACAUGGAUGUGGGAACAUGGGCAGGAAGGACAGGGUUAACAAGGGUGGGAUAUUGUCACUCAGCCACCUGGCCCCUCUUGCAGGGUGUGAUCACAGUCAAGGGCCUGGUGGACCGGGAGAAGGGUGACUUCUACACUUUGACAGUGGUGGCAGAUGAUGGCGGCCCCAAGGUGGACUCCACCGUGGUCUAUAUCACUGUGCUGGAUGAGAAUGACAACAGCCCCCGGUUUGACUUCACCUCCGACUCAGCGGUCAGUGUACCUGAGGACUGCCCUGUGGGCCAGCGAGUGGCAACUGUCAAGGCCCGGGACCCUGAUGCUGGCAGCAAUGGGCAGGUGGUCUUCUCCCUGACCUCUGGCAACAUCGCUGGAGCUUUUGAGAUUGUCACCACCAAUGACUCCAUUGGUGAAGUGUUUGUGGCCAAGCCCCUGGACAGAGAAGAGCUGGACCACUAUAUCCUCAAGGUUGUGGCUUCUGACCGUGGCACCCCUCCACGGAAGAAGGACCACAUCCUGCAGGUGACUAUCCUGGAUGUCAAUGACAACCCUCCAGUGAUCGAGAGCCCCUUUGGAUACAAUGUCAGUGUGAAUGAGAACGUGGGUGGAGGUACUGCUGUGGUCCAGGUGAGAGCCACCGACCGUGACAUCGGGAUCAACAGUGUCCUGUCCUACUACAUCACUGAGGGCAACGAGGACAUGACCUUCCGCAUGGACCGCAUCAGCGGGGAGAUCACCACACGGCCUGCCCCUCCUGACCGCGAGCGCCAGAGUUUCUAUCACCUAGUUGUCACCGUGGAGGAUGAGGGCACCCCCACCCUGUCGGUGAGUGAUGGGGGUGGCUAG